Molecule: messenger RNA, 745 nt
Organism: Mya arenaria
Lineage: Eukaryota; Metazoa; Mollusca; Bivalvia; Myida; Myidae
Exons: 1
Coding region: 65-745 (226 amino acids)
Source: RefSeq, a predicted model, not a curated record
UUAAACAAAAUACCAUUGAGCAUGUUACUAUUGUGCAUAUGGAUGUAUUGUGUGUUUUUAAAUCAUGACUAAAAAGAGGAAAGAUAGAAAUUCUAGUGGAAAUAAUUCAAACAAAAGCAAAUCAUCAAAACCGAGAGGCCCGUCCGAGGAACAUGAAAAUAGUUUUUCAGUGAGUGAAGUAUUGGGAAGGGCUAGUGCUGUACUAUUUCAAGAUACUAACGAAUCUGCAUACGACGAUACAACUGAAGUUUUUGCUACAUCUACAAAAAUCGAAUCUGAUAGUUCAUUCAAAAUGGCGGAAGGCGGCCGUGAGCCGACUAACAAGGACCUACUGGACUGUAUGAAGAAAAUGGGUGAGAAGCUUUGUGUAAUGGAAAAGAAACUCAAUUCAAUCGAGGCCCUCGAGCGCAAGGUAACAGACUUUGAGAAAGAUUUACGUAAAUUGUGGAUUGCUCUAGAGGACCGUGUUAAACGUACCGACGAUCGGGUUAAUAAACUUGAGGACAAGGUGGAAUCGGCGGAUGUUGAUGCAAGUGUGAUGGCUGAGAGGGUGACUAUGCUAGAAAGACAGCGGGAGGAGCUACGGGAUGACAUAGCGUACCUCAAAUCUCAGUCAAUGAGGAACAAUUUAGUUUUCACUAACAUCCCUGAAGACAACGCGACUGGAAGCGAACCUGCCGAUGUCACCGAAGCAAAGCUACGGAACCAUCUUCAUGAGACGCUCAAAAUCGCAAAGGAUAGAUAG